AUGGCAUCUUCAACCAAUAAUUUUGAUCAUAUUAUCGUUUGGCUGGACCAAAAUGUUGCUGAAUCCGAUCGUUAUCCGAUCAUGAAAAGCGCCUUCAGAACUACUCUCGACCCAGACAAUGCAUUCCCAACGUCUAUCACUGAAGAGGAUGUUCCAAAUAAGAUUGAUGACGAAACAAUAGAUCAGGAAGCAAAUUUUCAUUCAAUUCCAUUUGGUUUCAAAUUGUUCGACGACCUGGAUAAAUGCUACAAGUUUCUUCUUGCCAAUGCGGGUAAAAAGCGCAUCUUUUUUAUAACUUCAGGCGCAUUGGGUCAAUCCAUCGUACCAAGGUUGCUCACUAUGGAUCCACAAGUAUUCCAAGAUAAAAAUGGGGAACUUUACAAACAUUCAAUUUACAUUUUUUGUGCUAAUAUGACUGCACACGCCGAAUGGGCGGAAGAGUUUUUGGACUUAAACUGUAUUCAAAUGGGAAAUGAUGAUCGGAUGGUUUUGUUUUGGCUAACUCGGGAUAUUGCAAAUUACUUUGUCACAAAAGGUAAAGAAGAAUUAACCAAAACGGAUAUCGCAACAAUCAAACAAGCUUAUCAAGACCUUACAUGGGGUAGAAGCCUCUACUGUAAAGCUGAUUCUGUUAAAAAGGGGCUUCCAAUAGAUGCUUUGUUGAGGGAAAUAGACAAACUGAUUACGGAAGCCGAAGAGAAAAUCAAGGAACGGGAAGAUUGA
Molecule: messenger RNA, 723 nt
Organism: Rotaria socialis
Lineage: Eukaryota; Metazoa; Rotifera; Eurotatoria; Philodinida; Philodinidae
Source: the annotation of a GenBank genome assembly